AACCGACUACAACAGGUGGAGGUCCAAUGUCCGAAAAUGCAGGUGCUUUCAUGUCUUUCUUCAACCAACCAUGUCAUAGCCGGACCUAUGGUGGUCCCACUCGUCGUUUUGGUUCUGCUCUUGGCGCUUCUCCUGCUCGUCUCGAGACUGGUAUGGAUCUGUCCAGCUGUACGCUCGCAGAAACCGACAAAACGGCAGAAGGAUGAGACUUGUUCCUUGGGUGUUUUCCUGGGGUCGGGCGGUCACACUGGAGAGAUGAAAAUCCUUUUAUCCUCUCUGGAUCUUGAGCGGUAUAAGCCCAGGCGAUACGUAGUCUGCCACGGUGAUCAGUUGAGCUUGGUUGCAAUCGCAAAUGUGGAAGGAACUCAACCGGAGACGCAGACCAGUGACUAUACAAUAUUGUCACUACCUCGUGCAAGACGAGUCGGUCAACCGCUAUUAUCAACCGCCAUGUCGACGUUCAAGACUAUCCUCGUAGCAUUGUGGCACACAUUCCUCUUACCAUUGCUUCAAAGGCCCGAAGAGCCUUGGGUCGAUCUGCUUUUGGUAAACGGUCCGGGAACAUGCGUGGUGCUCGUCUUGGUCACGUAUAUUCGUCGCUUCCUAGGUCUCUCAGCAUCUCGGAUCAUCUAUGUGGAGUCAUUCGCUCGAGUGAAUAGUCUAUCGUUAUCGGGCAAAUUGCUUCGGCCAUGGGUUGACACGUUCGUCGUUCAGUGGCCUGAUGCCGCUGGCAAAGGUGCAGCAGGCUUAUCGGGGAGAGUCAGACAUCGGGGCUGGCUGGUGUGAAGAUUGACAAUUAUAUUGGCGUAGUACAACUUGAUA
Molecule: messenger RNA, 822 nt
Organism: Kockovaella imperatae
Lineage: Eukaryota; Fungi; Basidiomycota; Tremellomycetes; Tremellales; Cuniculitremaceae
Product: oligosaccharide biosynthesis protein Alg14 like-domain-containing protein
Exons: 2
Coding region: 37-786 (249 amino acids)
Biological process (GO): dolichol-linked oligosaccharide biosynthetic process
Cellular component (GO): UDP-N-acetylglucosamine transferase complex
Source: RefSeq, a predicted model, not a curated record